AUGGCGUCCCGUCGUUUGCAAGCGUCGCUUAGAGAAGCAGUACGCAGUUCUCGAAGCGCUGCUCAUGCUAGCAGCAGCAGCUCAAGCCGUGUCUCCGUGGCUUCUAUGGCUAGUGCCCCAUCGUCAACGUGGUCCUCGCAAGCACGAGCGUUCGCUUCGGCCGCAACAAGCACUGCCUCGUCUUCCUCCUCCUCCGCAGCAUCACCAUCGCCUGUUUCUCCAAGAGGCGCAAACUUCCGUCAGUCUUCGUCUCCUGCACUUGGUACCAACGUCACCGGUGAAAAGGUGCUUUCCCACUUCUCUUCGGCGCCCUUCUCGUCGUCGUCUUCAGAUUUGCUUGGCUCAAAUGCAGAGCUCGCGCUGCGCGCCGUCACACACGAGUCGUACUUCAAUGCGCGCGAGGGUCACAACCGAAGACUUGCGUUUGUCGGUCGCAGAACGCUCAAGCUCUUCACCACGCUGUUCCUUCACUCGCGCCUGCAGACCACUUCGAAAGGAGACGCGGCGCACGACUACAUCAACCGUCUGCUCGAAUCGCCCACCGGGGUUGACAGCAUUUUGUCCACACAUAGACUUGGAGACAAGGUCGGCAAGGGAAUCGGCCUCGAAAAGGUGAUGCGAUGGACGCCAGCAGUGACGGAUGGGCAGCUUGGACCCAAGGAGACGGGUCUGUUCAAGGUUCGGGGUGUAGCAGUCGAGGCAUUGGUAGGCGCCAUCUACCACCAAAAAGGCGCUUCUGAAGCUUCUCAAUUCUUCCAGAAGUGGAUUCUGCCGUCACUGCUACAAGACGGCUUCCCCGGUACUGUUCCCGAAGAACUCAAGCAGGGCAUCGUUUCGACAGCUGCUACUCAGUCAUAA
Messenger RNA from Sporisorium graminicola, 858 nucleotides. RefSeq lists its product as uncharacterized. Bases 1 to 858 code for a protein of 285 amino acids. The record is from RefSeq and is a predicted model, not a curated record. Lineage: Eukaryota; Fungi; Basidiomycota; Ustilaginomycetes; Ustilaginales; Ustilaginaceae. Gene Ontology annotation, cellular component: mitochondrial large ribosomal subunit. Gene Ontology annotation, molecular function: structural constituent of ribosome; ribonuclease III activity. Gene Ontology annotation, biological process: RNA processing; mitochondrial translation. The transcript has a single exon.